Molecule: messenger RNA, 544 nt
Organism: Pygocentrus nattereri (red-bellied piranha)
Lineage: Eukaryota; Metazoa; Chordata; Actinopteri; Characiformes; Serrasalmidae
Gene: ndufs6
Product: NADH:ubiquinone oxidoreductase subunit S6
Exons: 4
Coding region: 49-438 (129 amino acids)
Biological process (GO): mitochondrial electron transport, NADH to ubiquinone
Source: RefSeq, a predicted model, not a curated record
CAGAGAGGGAUAAAGCUCAGAGGUGGCUGAGGGACUUCGGGGGGAAACAUGGCAGCCUCCUUUCCUAAGAUCUUGUCCUUCGGUAAAAAUUCGAGGACUCUACUUGGAGUUUUAAGGCUUUCUGCGGUUCCCGCUCAACAGUACACGGUCCCAGUUUCCAACUACGGGGAGAAAGUUACCCACACCGGACAGGUUUUUGAUGAAAAUGACGUGAGGAGAGCCAGAUUUGUGGGUAGACAAAAAGAGGUGAAUGAAAACUUCGCCAUCAAACUGGUUGCAGAGGAGCCUGUGACAGAUAUAGAAGCAAGAGUGGUGUCCUGCGAUGGCGGUGGAGGCGCACUCGGCCACCCCAAGGUCUACAUCAACCUGGACAAACUGACCAAAGUGGGCACCUGUGGUUACUGUGGACGGCAGUUUCAACAGAAGCACCAUCACUGAAACAACUCUGUCGACUUCUGUCUUUCUAGUCUGCUGGUUAUAAAUUAUUCCCUCUGAGAAGCGUGUCUUUACUUUCCUGUAGAAUAAAAUCUUACUAUGAAGACAA